UUCUCUAUCACUAAUCUUGUCCGCGCAAUACACUCGGUCUGCGAGAGCAAUUAGAUUCAGCACCGUUUCCAGUGCCUCUGCAGUGACUCAUUGAAACAUCUUCUGUGCUGAUAAAGCCGCAUCUCUAUCUCCCAUACCACACGCACACACACUCAGUCUGUCUCAAAGACACAUGCUGGACGUACAGUUAACUGUCUUCAGAGCGCAAAGACUGCGGGUCUUACUUUGGAUUUGCAGAGCAGCGGCUUGGACGUGGACUUUAUUGCGUUUUUCUUAUGUGGUGUGUAUUUCGCCUGAAGUCGGGACUUACAUUUAAGUCAGACGGUGGUGAUACAGGCUGAGGACCAUCUAUCUCCUCGAGCUGGACUUGAGAUAACCAAAGUGUUCUUCAGAGUGCUUUCUUCUGGGAGGUACCCAGCAGCCAUCAACCUCCACAGAGUCUUGGGAUGGGGAGCUCUGAGAAAGCUGCUUUGACUGGCCGGGGCUCAUGUGCUCAACUUGCAUCCUGAGGAGAAGCAGGCAGCUUCUUGGUGGGGUGCCAAGGACCCAAGCGUGGACCAAAACCACAACCUGCCAGGCUCGGGCUCAGCACAACAGGAGCAUGACAGCAUCUGGAGGCCUUUCAUGGGUGUGUUACUGCAUGGCUAAGGUCAGCGUUCUAUGGAUGGGGCUGGUGUUGAUCUCGUCAGCUAUUGUUCAAGCCCAGCAGCACCCCGUAGUCACCACCAAUUAUGGGAAGUUGCGGGGAGUGAAACUUACAUUGCCCAAUGAGAUACUGGGACCAGUGGAGCAGUAUUUGGGGAUUCCAUAUGCAAUGGCCCCAACGGGGGAGCGGAGGUUCCAACCACCAGAGCCCCCCAUGUCGUGGCCCGGUAUCAGGAAUGCGACUCAGUUUCCUUCAGUUUGUCCUCAGUUCUUAGAGGACCGCUUUUUACUCAAUGAUAUGCUCCCCGUGUGGUUCACGGCUAACUUGGAUACAGUGGUUACCUACGUGCAGGAGCAGAGCGAGGACUGCCUUUAUCUGAACAUCUACGUCCCCACAGAGGACGAUAUCCACGAUGAGAACGGGUUGAAGCCAGUCAUGGUUUACAUCCACGGAGGAUCCUACAUGGAGGGAACUGGCAACAUGAUUGACGGCAGCAUCCUGGCCAGCUAUGGAAAUGUCAUCGUCAUCACGAUCAAUUACCGGCUCGGAGUUCUCGGGUUUCUAAGCACAGGAGACCAGGCAGCCAAGGGCAACUAUGGACUGCUGGAUCAAAUUCAGGCUCUCAGGUGGAUCAAAGAAAACAUCCAGGCCUUCAAAGGAGACCCAAAGCGAGUGACCAUUUUUGGCUCUGGUGCAGGAGCAUCGUGUGUCAGCCUGCUAACCCUCUCACAUUACUCAGAAGAUCUGUUCCAGAAAGCCAUCAUCCAGAGUGGCACUGCUCUGUCCAGCUGGGCAGUCAACUACCAGCCUGCCAAAUAUACAAGAGCCCUGGCUGAGAAGGUGGGCUGCAACAUGCUGGACACCAUCGACCUGGUGGAGUGUCUGCAGAAGAAGAACUACAAGGAACUAAUUGAGCAGUACAUCACACCCGCUAAGUACCACAUUGCCUUCGGGCCAGUGAUCGAUGGUGAUGUGAUCCCCGAUGACCCCCAGAUUCUCAUGGAGCAAGGGGAGUUCCUGAACUAUGACAUUAUGCUGGGGGUCAAUCAGGGUGAGGGGUUCAAAUUUGUUGAUGGCAUUGUGGACAGUGAGGAUGGCGUGUCUGCCAAUGAUUUUGACUUUGCUGUUUCUGACUUUGUUGACCAUCUGUAUGGCUACCCCGAGGGCAAAGACACUCUCCGUGAGACCAUCAAGUUCAUGUACACUGACUGGGCUGACAAGGAGAACCCAGAAACUCGCCGCAAAACCCUGGUGGCUCUGUUUACUGACCAUCAGUGGGUGGCACCAGCUGUGGCCACAGCUGACCUCCAUGCUCAGUAUGGUUCCCCCACAUACUUCUAUGCUUUCUAUCACCACUGUCAGAGUGACAUGAAGCCCAGCUGGGCCGACUCAGCUCAUGGAGAUGAAGUCCCAUACGUAUUUGGGAUCCCCAUGAUCGGCCCAACGGAUCUCUUCAACUGCAAUUUCUCCAAGAAUGACGUGAUGUUAAGUGCUGUUGUCAUGACCUACUGGACGAACUUUGCUAAAACAGGGGAUCCAAAUCAGCCAGUUCCACAGGACACCAAAUUCAUCCACACAAAGCCGAACCGCUUCGAGGAGGUAGCGUGGACGAAGUACAACCCCAAGGACCAGCUCUACCUUCACAUUGGCCUCAAACCUCGAGUCCGAGACCACUACCGAGCUACCAAGGUUGCGUUCUGGCUCGAACUGGUUCCGCACCUUCACAACAUUAAUGAAUUUUUUCAAUAUGUAUCCACUACUACUAAGAUACCUCCACAGGACACUACACCGUAUCCUUAUACCAAACGAUUCCCAGGUAAAAACAACUGGCCCUCCACCACACGCCACCCGGGAGUUCCUUCUGCCAACACCAAGCAAACAACCAACCAGCGCAAGAGCGGCGACCUGACGGAUGAGUCAACCGUGGUGAUUGAGACCAAACGGGACUAUUCCACUGAGCUCAGCGUCACGAUCGCCGUGGGAGCAUCGCUGCUAUUUCUGAACAUCCUCGCCUUCGCUGCGCUCUACUACAAGAAAGACAAACGUCGCCAUGAGUCCAACCAGCGCGUCCCCACCCCGCAGCGCAACUCUGCUCCAACCAAUACUCCAUCGACUGCCAACGACGUAGCCCAUCUGCAGAGCGAGGAACUGAUGUCUCUACAGAUGAAGCAGCAACAGCUGGAACACGAGCACCACCACGAGUGUGACUCGCUUCAGGCCCACGACACGCUGCGGCUCACCUGCCCACCGGACUACACACUGACUCUCCGCAGGUCACCUGACGAUAUACCGCUGAUGACUCCCAGCACCAUCACCAUGAUCCCCAAUUCCCUGGCUGGCAUGCAGCCUCUGCACAAUUUCAACACUUUUGGUGGCAACCAGAACAGUACCAACUUGCCCCACGGCCACUCCACCACGCGGGUAUAGCUCAGCUGGGACGGGACUGUGCCAGGUUCCCUCUGGAUUAACAACCACCCACACGAGGAGAAUAUAAGUUAUUCAGCAGAUGUUAUUUUGCUACCAAGCCUUCUUGAAACGUAUAUACAAUAUAAAUUGAUCAUAAACUCACAAAACUAUUCAAAAUGAAUGUUAUUACAGUAAUAACUCUGUUUGGAGCAAAUUGUCACGAAGGUUUUCGAGGAGCGUUACCAAGACAACCAGUGGAUGACUGUUAUAUAAUCUCAUAACACAAAAACAGCAGUUUCUAUGUUGACAAAGACGACAGUUGGUGAAAAGCAACAAUGGAACAUCUUUUCCUCCAUGCACCUGACUUGGGCACAUGAAAUGUAUUUAUGAAAACUUUGUAUAAAAAGAACACGAAAAAAGGUAUAUCGACAUGAGUGGAAAUACAAAAAGUUUUAAAGAAGAAAAACAAUAUUAAAAUUGCUCCUGAAACUAUUGUUUUUAUUUUAUUUUGCUCGUGCUUUCUGUUGAGGUUUGUGUAAAUAUACCUGAACAUCUGUCAUUCUUUCUUCCUGUUACCACUUGUGUUUCAUUCGUUUUCGCACAAUGACCAAAUUGCGAUCACAAUCCCACGCUCAGAGAGUUGCACACUGCGGGUUUGCAGGUCACCACAUACAGUACUGUCUCGUGCAUUGCUUCGUGUCCACGUUUUAGAUACUGCAUGUCCAGAACGAGCUUUACUUUGCAUUCAGACGUCUGCUGUCUGACAGUGUGGACUGACUCACUCCCAUCACCCUGUUAUGCUUCCAGCAGUUUUCUGUCUCGCAAUCUCAGCACUGCCUGUGCUUACGAUGUGACCAGCAAUGUAUUAUUUAGAAAUAAAAAGGCAGUGAUUUUUUUGUAUUAAUAUUAGUUGGAUAUGUUUGUAAAGAAAUAUAUGUUAGAUAUUUUAAAUUGUCAUAUGCUAGCAAUAUGUAAAGUAUUGUGCCAGGAUUGUGAUAUUUUGGGUUACAAAAAAGUGAAUGAGUGUAAAUAUUAAUGAUGCUAAUUAUUAUGAAAUUACAACACGAGUAGUCAUAACUCUCUUUCCAUUUUGCAUCCUAUUAUGAAAAAAGAGGCAGAUGAUUUUAAGCUACAUUUGUAAAUUCUAUUAAAUAUAUAUUCAUUUGGUCUAUAAACCAGUCGAGAUAACGAGGGUUUUAAUAUAGAGUUGAAAAGUCCUUCUUUAGUAGUUAGUCUUGUAUUUAUUUGCAGUUUUGCCUUCGGUAAUACUACGCAUAUUUCUGGACACUUGUAUAAAGUUUUUCUGCAACAUUUUUAAUAAAAUAUCACAGUAUUUUCUAAAUAAAAAAAUGGGCGAGAGAUAGAAAAGAAACAUGGUUCAAGGUCUGAUCGGAUUAUUUGUCUGGUGUGUGUUUAAUUGGAGAGUAUUACCACUGGAUAAAAGAGCACACGUCAAAGCGUUUUCACUCCUACAAAGUCACAUUCACCUUUGCACACAUAUUUCUACAGCAAUUUAUAUUUUAUAGAAAUAAACUUUAGAAGUUUAUCUGGGUUUAUUGUGCCACAGCCACCCUGAUAAUAAAAAGCUUCACAGCAAGAACUCAAACUUUAUCUGAAACAAGCAAAGGUAAGUCUUUCAUGUUGUUUUAAGUAUAAUUCUUUAAAAUGUUUAUCUUGUUUCAAUGUCACGCUCAUGUUCUUCAUCUGUGUUUUAUUUAGUAAAAAACACUUUGAUUUAUUAAAAC
Messenger RNA from Neolamprologus brichardi, 4797 nucleotides. RefSeq names its product neuroligin 4 X-linked a (gene nlgn4xa). The record is from RefSeq and is a predicted model, not a curated record. NCBI's taxonomy places the organism in Eukaryota, Metazoa, Chordata, Actinopteri, Cichliformes, Cichlidae. Gene Ontology annotation, cellular component: membrane. Gene Ontology annotation, molecular function: neurexin family protein binding.